This is a messenger RNA of Anoplopoma fimbria (sablefish), 3269 nucleotides long. RefSeq names its product guanylyl cyclase domain containing 1 (gene gucd1). The transcript has 6 exons. The coding region runs from base 310 to 993 and encodes 227 amino acids. Lineage: Eukaryota; Metazoa; Chordata; Actinopteri; Perciformes; Anoplopomatidae. The record is from RefSeq and is a predicted model, not a curated record.
ACAACAGAGAAGUGAUGCAUAGGAGUGUCUCACAUAGAGGCACCGGCAAAAAAAAAAACCUGCUUAAAAAUAACAUUUCUCACUUCUAACUCUUCUUGUUUGGUGACCUGAUACAUGCAUGUAUGUGUUGUGAGUCUCGAGGAGCUCGCCUCGCGGUGCACACUUGACCAUUUGACACCGUUAGCCUGACAGCUAACUAGUUAGCAUCCAUGAAGAGACCCAACCCCGGAUAAAAUGCUGUGAGCAAGACCGCCCGGCUCGGCUCGAGUUAGCUAGCUUGCAGCUUGUCGCAGAAAAGAAAACAGCAGAAUGACAGAGGAUGCAGUCUUGCUGGAUGUCCCUGUCAUUCGGCAGCUCUACCACUGGGACUGUGGGUUAGCCUGCUCCAGGAUGGUCCUGAAGUACCUUCAUCCGGUCAGUGAUGAGGAGUUUCAGAGAGCAUGCUGGGAUCUCAAGCUGACAGAGAGUGUGUGGACUAUUGACCUGGCCUACCUCAUGUGCCAUCUAGGAAUCAAACACUGCUUUUGCACGCAGACCCUGGGUGUUGAUAAGGGCUUUAGGAAUCAGUCCUUCUAUAAGAAACACUUUGAUACAGAAGAAGACAGAGUGAAUGAUCUUUUCCUCAAAGCAGACAGCAAAGGUGUGGUGGUGAAGAAACGCUCUGUGCCGAUUCAGGAAAUCCAGUCUCAUCUGGAGCAGGGCCACGUUGCCAUAGUGCUGGUUAACGCAGUUGUCUUGACAUGUGAACUCUGCUCCUCGCCCGUCAAAUACUGCUGCUUCCUGCCUGUCGGCCAGAAGUGUUUCUGCAGGAAGCCAGAGUACCAGGGUCACUUUGUGGUCGUAUGCGGCUUCAACAGGACCACCGGCUGUGUUUUCUAUAACAACCCAGCGUAUUCGGACCGGGUCUGCUGCACCAGCGUCGGUAACUUUGAGGAGGCUCGGCGGAGCUACGGGACAGAUGAGGAUAUCCUGCUGAUCUUUAAGGAGAGCUGAUGCACAGUGAAGAUGGUUUGGAUUUCACUCUUCCUUUAGCUCAUCGUUGUAGGGACCUGUCGCUGCGGGUCGACGGCCUCGGACUAGCGGCUCCUCCUGCUAUCGCAGAUCCCCUGGGCCAUUCUCUCCGGUGCUAAGAAGCCCAACUGCUCACAUGACUGCUGCAGAAUUCACGCACCAUUAUCCCCUCUUAGAAAGUCGCUCGACCACUGAAGGACGAACAGCUGGGAGUUUCAAAAAUCUAAGUUAAAUUAAAUUUUUUAUCUAUUUUUUGGAAAUUAGCAGAUAGACCGAAUGGAUUUUAUUGCGUCUUUUGUUGAAUUUUAUUGACUCAUAGAUGAGAUUUUCAGACUUGUGAAACUUCAGCGGAUGAAAUGUGGGAAUCAUGACAGAAUAAGAAUUACCCGGAAAUAGUGUGCACAUAAAUCAGGGCUGAAAACAACAUUUAGUGUGAACAAUCUGUUUGUGCUGUUUAGUGUUGAAGUCCUGAAGAGGCUCAUUAGCAGCCUCACCUCGUCUUGCCUUUAAAAAAAAAAAAUCCUCCUAACUCACCUCUUCAUCACUUUUUAUUCUGAUGAUUCUGUCAACAGGGAAUACAGGAAGUAGUUGUGCUUUGAGAGUCUCAGGUAAUUAAAGUGUGACAUUAAUUGAUAGCUUGUCAAUGCAACACCCCAUAGUUUGCCUAUGGAUCUCAAUCUGCCUGCAGAAGAACAUGGACAGUGAAUUGACAUACUGACACAUGAACUCACCAGAUGCAUUCACCUCACUUGAGAACGAACAGCCCAACAUCUUGUGUUUUGUUGUCAUGGCAACAUGCUGGGUGGAUGGAGACAUUUUCUGGUUGUUGUGACUUGAAAGUGGUGAAGAAAACGUCCUUUCCUCAUCGUCACUUAGUUUUAUCUUCUCAUUUUUGGUAUUAUGAGUAUGUUUUUGCACUACACUUUAAAAACCUGACAUAAUUAUGUGUUAUUUAAAUAAAACAAUUACCAUGAAAUUGCUUUUUUAGAACCUAUAAAAAGUGAUUAAUUCCUUGGUUGUGCUUUUUAGUAAGAAUAAAUGGCACCUUUUGAACCUCAAACUUUAUUUUUUAUUAAAGAUAGAGCUGCAUUUAUUAUAUGUUGUGAUUAAAGAAGGAUAUGAACAUAUGCUCCAUCCUUGUGGUUUUUUUUUUGGAAACAAGUAUUUAAUGUGAAACUCGCACCUUAAAUUUGCCAGAGGUUACAUGAAAUCUGAUAUUGGUUGUUUGAUGUUCAGAUUUAUUAAUCCUGAAAGAGGUAAUCAUACACAUAAGUACUCUCAGCUAAAAAAAAGUAUUAAUAUUCUCAGGGUUAUACAAAAUUUAAUUAAAAAAUGCAAUUCGAUACAUUUUAACAAAAUCAAAAAAAAAAAGUGCGAUUUCUUUAAAGAAAUCGCACUUAAUCAGCACUUAAUGAUUUAUGAAUUGAAUAAUAAGGAAUGAUUUAAAUGUCAUGGUGAAAUGGUAGAAAUUACAAAUGUCCCCGCUGUGGGACUAAUAAAGGAUUAUCUUAUUUUAGUAACAUCUGCAACAAAGCUAACUGGAGAUCGAUGGAGCCGUCAGUAUAUUAAUAUAUAUAUCAAUAUAUUAAACUUGUGUUCAAUUCAAUACACUCAGCCUCUACUGCCUUACAUGGUCAGGUUUGACCUCUUGCUUACAGCGGCUAGUGUUAGCUAUUAAUGUGUAACUGAGUCAGUUCACUGACUUUGUGACUCUUAGCAUUUAGCAUUUAGCAAACGGUGGCCUCUGCAGACCCUUUGGCACUUGUUGCUGCAUAGGCCGCUGUUCAGCAGCAGUUACAUGGUCUAGAUUUACUUGUUUUUCUGUUAAAAACUCAAAAUACAUUUUAAGGCAACUGAAAAAUCCAGGCCUUAUCAAAUCAUCAACAAUUAAAUUAAGAUCAGUUGGUUAUCCAGUUAUAAAGAUAACUGGUUUGACUUUGAUUUUAGUUUCCUGUGAUUAGGUGAGGGAACCAACAAAAUGAAACUAAUCUGACAGAUAGACUAAUAUAAACACAAUGAGAAGAACACAUUUUUUUUAUCCUGUUAUAAUGCAUAUAGCUUAAAUUUGGCAUGUUGGUGUAUUUCUUUUUAAAGUUGGGAAGGUUAUCGUCAGCUCCUAUAUUAAAUCUAUAAUAAACUAUAUAGCCAAAAUAAAUACAAAUGAAACCCAUUAAAAUCACAAUUUUUGAUCCCACAAUCAUUACAGCAUAAAAUCCUUCAGGCCUUCAAUCUUGAGCUACAGCUGCAGAUUGUUUAUA